Messenger RNA from Hipposideros armiger (great roundleaf bat), 789 nucleotides. Its product is annotated as spindlin-2B-like. Gene Ontology annotation, biological process: gamete generation. The record is from RefSeq and is a predicted model, not a curated record. The transcript is spliced from 2 exons. Lineage: Eukaryota; Metazoa; Chordata; Mammalia; Chiroptera; Hipposideridae. The annotation marks the transcript as partial.
CCGAUGUGGCAGAGGGGCUUCUGCCGCCGCUGACAGGGAGGCGGAGGGCCAGCGAGCCCGGUGCUGGAGACACAGCCGCCAUCCUCUUCGGCAGCCCGGCUGCCCUCCUAGACACGUUCCUCGCCUGCAGAUCCUCCCCUCCUCCCCGCUCUUGCAAGCACCCGGCUCAGCGCCUGCCGACCCUCCUUCCCACAGGCUCCCAGCGAAGGCAGGAGCGAGGUGUCCGAUUUGGGCACGUGAGGCCCGUGGUCCCGGGCGGUGGACACCAGGCAGGCCAAGGCCAUUGGCUCAAUGAAGACCCCCAGCGCACAGGAGGUGGAAGGGCAACAAGCCAGGGCACCUGCACCUGCGGGACGGGCCACCGGGACUGCAAACAUGACGAAGAAAAAAACUUGCCAAAAGAAACAGAGGGGCAGACCUUCGUCCCAGCCCCGCAGGAACAUCGUGGGCUGCAGAAUUUCACAUGGGUGGAAGGAAGGUGAUGAACCCAUCACCCAGUGGAAAGGAACCGUUCUGGACCAGGUGCCUAUAAAUCCGUCCCUUUACCUGGUGAAAUACGAUGGAAUUGACUGUGUCUAUGGACUGGAACUUCACAGAGAUGAAAGAGUUUUGUCCCUUAAGAUCCUUUCUGACAGGGUGGCAUCACCUCAAGUCAGCGAUGCAAACCUUGCAAAUACCAUAAUUGGUAAAGCUGUGGAACAUAUGUUUGAGGGAGAGCAUGGUUCCAAGGAUGAGUGGAGGGGGAUGGUCUUAGCCCAAGCACCAAUCAUGAAAGCCUGGUUUUACAUC